Messenger RNA from Sitodiplosis mosellana (orange wheat blossom midge), 1278 nucleotides. RefSeq names its product U5 small nuclear ribonucleoprotein 40 kDa protein. The transcript has 3 exons. Gene Ontology annotation, molecular function: RNA binding; protein binding. NCBI's taxonomy places the organism in Eukaryota, Metazoa, Arthropoda, Insecta, Diptera, Cecidomyiidae. The record is from RefSeq and is a predicted model, not a curated record. Gene Ontology annotation, cellular component: catalytic step 2 spliceosome. Bases 123 to 1163 code for a protein of 346 amino acids.
AAAUGAAAGCGGCUGUCAAGCCUAGCACAUACAUUUCUUGUACGUAUCAAAACGAUUAACCAACAAAUAAAUUGUUUUGAUUGUAAAAUUUUAAGAAAAUUUAACAAAAAAAUUCAUCGAAAAUGGCAAAACGUGCCGCAGAUUCAGUCAUUGCUAUUCAAGACCUAAAGCGAUCGAGAAAUGAGUUGGUUGCUAUUACAAGCCGGGACAAGGCACUUCUUGAAACCGGUGUAAAACGAACAUCGAAUCUUUUUUCGCCGAUUAUGCUUCUGGAGGGUCAUGAAGGUGAGGUAUUUGGUUGUGAAUUUCAUCCAGAAGGUGAACAUCUUCUCUCCACCGGUUUCGAUCGAAAGAUUUUACUCUGGACUGUGUACGACGAAUGUGAAAAUGUGAGCAUGAUGACUGGACACACGGGUGCAAUCAUGGAAGCUCAUUUCUCGACCGAUGGUUCGAAUGUAUAUACCUGUGCAACGGACAAAACUCUCUCGAUUUGGGAUGUGCCAACAUCACAGCGUAUCCGAAAGCUCAAAGGUCACACUGGAUUUGUGAAUUCGGUGUGUGCAACGCGCAGAGGCAAUCCGACAUUGGUAUCAGGUUCGGAUGAUUGUACGAUCAAAAUAUGGGAUCCGCGUAAGAAGCAAGUGGUACACACACUGGACAACAAUUAUCAAGUGACGGCCGUUUGUUUCAAUGAUACGGGCGAAUACGUGGUGAGUGGUGGCAUCGAUAACGACGUCAAAGUAUGGGACAUUCGUAAAAAUGAAAUCGUAUACACACUCACUGGCCACUCAGAUACUGUAACUGGUGUGACACUAUCACCAGAUGGUUCGUACAUUUUGUCGAACUCCAUGGAUAAUACGCUUCGUGUGUGGGAUAUCCGACCAUACGCACCGAUCGAACGUUGCAUUCAAACAUUUAUGGGCCAUCAACACAAUUUCGAAAAGAAUUUGCUUCGAAGCUGCUGGUCACCGGACGGUACGCGAGUCUCGGCUGGCUCAAGUGAUCGCUUUGUUUAUAUCUGGGAUUUUAGCAGCGGUCGCAUUUUGUACAAACUCCCUGGUCACAAUGGCAGCGUCAACGAUGUCGAUUUCCAUCCCAACGAACCAAUCGUCCUGUCUGGAUCAAGCGACAAGAAUCUUUAUUUAGGCGAAAUCGACGCAUAAAUCACAUCAAUUUUCAUGAUUUUUUUUGUGUAUGAAUAAAUUUCCAUUUAUUUUUAAUUCAAAUAUUAUAAAAUAACAAAAUGACGAAUUGAAUAAAAUCGAUUUCGAUUUAAAG